AUGGGCUCCUACGAAAAACAUCCCUUCACCAUCUCCAGCAUAGCCGUCAUCGGCGCCGGCCCCUGUGGUCUCGCUGCCGCCAAGUACCUCCUUGCCCAAAAUGCCUUCCAAAAGAUCGACAUUUACGAACAGCAGCCCGAGGUCGGCGGGGUCUGGUACUACAGCCCAUCCCCUCCUCAGACCCUCCCCGUCCCUCAAGUAAAACCAGAUUGUCCUCCCGACCCGCCCCUCCCUCAAAACCCGCCCGUCUUCCCUUCGCCCAUGUACGAGCUCCUGCACACCAAUAUCCCCCGAGGGCUGAUGCGCUUCUCCGACCUGCCCAUCCCCGAGCCUACACCUAUUUAUCCUAGGCGCGAGCACAUCCAGGAGUAUCUGGUUGAGUAUUCGAAGGAGGUGCGGCAUCUCAUUCAGUUUUCUAGCCAGGUUGUUGAUGUGCGGUUGCGGCGGGAUGAGGGAGACGGUAAGGAGCGUUGGGAUGUGGAAGUGUUGUCGUUGCAGACGAGCGAAAAGAGGACAACCACGUAUGAUGCCGUCGUUGUGGCGUCGGGUCACUAUGCGACCAUCUACAUCCCCAACGUCCCUGGCAUCACCGACUUCCACGCCGCUCACCCAGGCGUCAUCACGCACUCCAAGCACUACCGCAACCCGACCCCUUUCACCGGCAAAAAGGUCGUGGUAGUAGGCAACGCGGCCUCCGGGCUCGACAUCGCCUCCCAGAUCAACACCGUCUGCCGCAAACCUGUUCUCCUCUCCGUCCAGCAUCCGACCCCCGAACCCAGCCUUCAGUGGUGCGGCGCUGAAGAGGUGCCCGUCAUCGAGGAGUUUUUACCUUCAGAGCGCGGCAUCCGCUUCAGCAACGGCCGCGUCGAACACGACAUCGACGCAGUCAUCUUCGCCACAGGCUACCUCUACGCCUACCCCUUCCUUUCCUCCCUUACCAACCCCCCUAUCGUGACAGACGGCCGGCGAGUGUGCGGUUUGUAUCAACACAUCUUCCGCAUUGACCAGCCAACCCUAGCCUUCAUCGGCCUACCGAUCAAAGUGGUGCCCUUUCCCGUGGCAGAGAGCCAAGCGGCGCUGGUGGCGAGGACGUGGGCAAACCUUUUGCCGCUGCCGUCAGUGGAGGUGAUGCGGAAGUGGGAAGAGGAUGAGGAGAAAGCUAGGCAGGAGGGGAAGUUCCAUGUUUGGGGGGAGGGGGAAGACUCGAGGUAUAUUAAUGAGGUGUGGGAGGCUAUUGAGAGGUCGGGAACGCCGGGGAAGAAGCCGCCGAGAUGGAGUCCGGAGCAGGUUUGGCAGAGGACAGUUUAUGGGAAGGCGAAGUUAGCGUUUGAGUUGGGCGGAAGGACUGCGACUAGUCUGGAAGAGCUGGGGUUUGUGUAUCCGGGUGAGGGAGAGUGA
Molecule: messenger RNA, 1398 nt
Organism: Thermochaetoides thermophila DSM 1495
Lineage: Eukaryota; Fungi; Ascomycota; Sordariomycetes; Sordariales; Chaetomiaceae
Product: flavin-containing monooxygenase-like protein
Exons: 1
Coding region: 1-1398 (465 amino acids)
Molecular function (GO): flavin adenine dinucleotide binding; NADP binding; N,N-dimethylaniline monooxygenase activity
Source: RefSeq, a predicted model, not a curated record